Cladophialophora bantiana CBS 173.52 is the source of this 2538-nucleotide messenger RNA. RefSeq lists its product as uncharacterized. The coding region runs from base 1 to 2538 and encodes 845 amino acids. Gene Ontology annotation, cellular component: SHREC complex; rDNA heterochromatin. Gene Ontology annotation, biological process: silent mating-type cassette heterochromatin formation. The transcript has 2 exons. Lineage: Eukaryota; Fungi; Ascomycota; Eurotiomycetes; Chaetothyriales; Herpotrichiellaceae. The record is from RefSeq and is a predicted model, not a curated record.
AUGUCACGCAAAGACGCAUCCAACGGCGACGCUUCCUGGGAGAUAAUCGGGAAAAAGGGGCGAUGGGAGGUCCUUCCUAUCAAGCCUUACAGCGAUGGAGACCAACGACAGUGGCCUCCCAAACCCUACCGGCCUAGUUCUGAAGAGCGAUACCUCGUCACUUUGGCAAAAGAAUGGUCAGUGGAGACAGGGAUCCGACGACCAGAUGUAGAAUACUAUCUCGACAAGCUCCCCAACGGCUUUGCCUUGUUUGAAAUCGACCAGCUCGGGAACACGGUAGGGGUCUACAAGCGACUCUUUGGCCACCCAUCUGGCAAGUACUACGACUCUAUUCUUCGAUUUCAACCGCAUUUCCUUUGGUUGAUGUCGGGUAAGCAGGGCAUUUGUGAGUGCAUACUCUGUGGUCGCUACAAAGUGGGACCGAUCAAACGUCGAAUGGCGCAUUCUCUGGGGACCCAGCUCUUAGUUGCGAGGGAGAGGGGAACACCAGUUAGCCCUCUUGAAACUGCUCCUUCAUCGAGGUCAACCUCCGUUGCCAGUCGCGCCCCUGGCCCCAUUUCAACGCGGCCACAGAGACAAAUUAAAGCUGCCGGAGCUCCCUAUGCACAAGACGAAGAGGGCACUGAGGAUGUGUUCAAAGAUCAGUUAAAGAGACUGGAGGCGAAUAAGGGAGGGAAACAAGGAAUCGAAGACGACAUCAGAGAACCAAACUCUAUGGACUGGAGAGCCGAGCACUCCUAUCCGACUCAAUACGUUCACGAUUGGGGUGGUGUGAACCUCAUCCAGCGGAAUUUGACCUUGAUUGAACACCAACACGCCUUUGUGCCUCGAAUCGGAGAACUUGUGUUGUUCUGUCCAAUCUUCCCCCACGAUCACUACCUCAUGCUCGAGGAGAGGACACAGGAAUACAAAUUCUACUCCUUUGAGCAGAAAUGCUUUCAUGGUUCACCUGUGUGGAGAGGCGGGGUUGUUGCGGCUGUGCCCUCUGCUCCAGCAAGUGACGGGCCUGUCGAUUUUCCUGACAUUCAAGAUCUCCCCUCUAAGCAGACCAAUCUUAACGUUGGGGGCUUCCGCGUGGAAACAUUUCCAGAUCCUAACAACGAGGAGGACAAAACAAUGUCCAAACAAUACCGCUACCUCCCUUUGCGAAAUAUCCGACCCUUGACUCACUGGCAGAUGUUACUCCGUGGGAUUCCAAGGACGAAAUGGCACCCAUCAAUUGAAAACGCCCUAACUUGUAUGACCAGUAUCUCGCUUCUAGAGAAAUGGUAUUUUAAGGGAGAUUGGCCCGACGCAACCAUCCGGUGCAAGGGGUUCUAUAUUGGUGCUGAGCUAAUCACGGUUGGCGACGCCGUCAGAAUUGCCCCGCGAGAAAAAGGGAAAGGAUGUACCGAUGUCCUGAUUGUGGAGUCAAUCAGACUACAUCUGUCGGAGAUCAAGCCGGAGCAUGUCUCUCCAGACUCGCCAUUGCUGUCGACAAAGUCUUAUAUAACGCUCGUUGGCAAAGGUUACACGGUCGAUAAGAGCCGUCAUUACAAACUGCAAGCUACGGAUGGGGACUCACAACUGGGUGAUCCUGAUGCCGUGCCUCAGGAAGAGGUGAAGAUACUCUUCCGACCCGUUGGUUCAGCAAUCUACGGUCCCUGGUACCCCUUACACCGGCCUGGUAAUCGAUAUGAGAUAUCACACGAUCAAAUCCUCGGAAGACUGUACGAAGCUGCAGCUGUGCAGAUAUGGACAGGUUUGUUGCAACGAAAUUCUAUCAAUGGCAGCAAACGUGACAUCAAACCCACGCUUGACUACGACCUGAAGGGCAUCGAAGAAGGUCGCAUCUACGCUACGCAAGCAGAUGAGAGACUAGACGAAGCGAGUGAGGGCUCAGUACUCUGGUACUGGGCGGAUACCCGCGCCGAGGCAUUAGAUCUACAAACAAUCAAUGGGCUCGAAGUCGGAAAAUACGACAAGGUCCGGGACAAGGACACAUUGGAGCUUUGGAGGACGUAUCUGAAAAUCCUUAACGGACAGCAAUUCUCACUUGACACAAUUGCCUCGAAAUACACAUCCAAUUUCCCCGAUGCCGAUAUCGGUGGAUCUAGACGAGGAAGGCCAACUGGUUCAAAAGUCAUCAAUGGUAAAUUGUACAAACCUGGGGAUCCUGGAUAUAAUGAUGUCGUUGUUGGAGCUGUCUCCGGACCACCGUCAACUCCGAGCAAGCGGAAAGACAGCCAGUUAGCCGGGGCGGCGCUUGUGUCCACAGAAGAGGAAGAUGAAGUCGGCGAUGACGACAACCGCGGAGAGAUCUUUGAUAAUGAGCAGUAUGAUGCGGUAGCAGGCUCAGUAAAGAAUGAGACGAUUGGAGAGGGAAGGCUUUUGCCAAAUCAGAAGAAGCCGAGGACAAAGGCGGAGAUCAUGGCCGGCGCGGUUGAGCAAGUGGAGAUGUCAGAGGACGAUGAUUGGUACAACGACAAUCCACUGGUUCGGGGAGGAACAGAAGAGACAGAGGGCGGCGAUUACGAUCCUCGAGCUGAGACAGAUUAG